Messenger RNA from Fimicolochytrium jonesii, 810 nucleotides. RefSeq lists its product as uncharacterized. The record is from RefSeq and is a predicted model, not a curated record. The transcript has 2 exons. NCBI's taxonomy places the organism in Eukaryota, Fungi, Chytridiomycota, Chytridiomycetes, Spizellomycetales, Powellomycetaceae. Gene Ontology annotation, cellular component: mitochondrial matrix. Gene Ontology annotation, biological process: fatty acid metabolic process; DNA damage response. Bases 1 to 810 code for a protein of 269 amino acids.
AUGCCUACUGCUCGAAUACUACGUCCCGCAGCCCGACAUGGCUGUCUGCGGCUCCCACACAGUGCCCUUCUUACACGCCGGCACAUCACGACUCCCAUCACCACCAGCCCCCUCAAUCUCACUCUCGCUAACCCGUACCUGGACCUCACACCGCAUUCCCACGCCCCCCUUCCGGCACCAUCCUCACUCACCAUCUUCCCCAACUUCCUCAGUCAAGACACGCAAUUCCGCCUCGCGACGCUUGCAGAGAAGAAGCUGCGGCGGUUGUGCGGGAAGGCGUUCUGGGCAGGCCAUUUUGAUGGGGUUACGAAGGAGUAUCGGGAGUGUUCUGUAAGGAGUUGGGGGGUGGGGGUUGGAGGCGGAGAUGACGUGAGGGAUGUUGGGGAUGAGGAUUUACCUGGAUGGGUUCUUGGGAGGGUGAAGAGGACUGUUGAGGCUGAAGUGGGAUCAACUUCUGCGGACGCUGGUGGUGCGGAUGGGAAGAUUCAAUGGCUAGAUCCGCACAUUCUGGAAUUGGCAGAGAAUGGGGAGAUCAGGGCGCAUGUGGAUAAUGUCGAGGCCUCAGGCUCCAUCGUGACCGGUCUCUGCCUCCUCUCUCCCGCGGUCAUGAUCUUCCGCAAAGUAUCCGACUCAUCAACGUCCUUCACCGCUUUGAUGGAGCCAGGCACGCUCUAUGUCCAGCGCGACGCGUUGCGGUACGAUUAUACCCACGAGAUACCCGUCGACGGGCAGUUGAGGAUGUUUAGGGGCAGUCCUGUGCCGCGCGGGAGGAGGAUUUCUAUCAUGAUGCGGGACGCGUUGAAAGGAUGA